Panicum hallii is the source of this 3226-nucleotide messenger RNA. RefSeq names its product pentatricopeptide repeat-containing protein At4g39530. Gene Ontology annotation, molecular function: protein binding; RNA binding. The record is from RefSeq and is a predicted model, not a curated record. The coding region runs from base 126 to 2594 and encodes 822 amino acids. The transcript is spliced from 3 exons. NCBI's taxonomy places the organism in Eukaryota, Viridiplantae, Streptophyta, Magnoliopsida, Poales, Poaceae. Gene Ontology annotation, biological process: RNA modification.
CUUACCAGUGCCUCGCCGGUAAUCCGGUUGGCUGGCUCACCGGCCGACGCGAGAUUCCGGCCGAUUGAUCCCGUCGCCGGCUCGCCCCUCCGCCACCCAACUGGUGGAGCAGGAGGUGCUCGAGUAUGAAUCUUGUGGGGCCUCUGUCUCGCGCUCCCUCCUCAGUCGCUUACUCCUGCCAAGCGCGCAGCCUCGCCCAAACCCUGCUCUCCUGCCUCGCCGGCGACCGCCUCCGCCUCCUCCUCCCGGCUGCCCAUGCCCGCGCCGUCGUCUCAGAAGGUCUCGGCAACCUGUUCCUCGCCAACCUUCUCCUCCGUGGUUACUCCAAGCGCGGUCUCCUCCACGACGCCCGACGCCUGUUCGACGGAAUGCUGCACCGGAACCUCGUAUCCUGGUCAUCGGCCAUCUCCAUGUACGCGCAGCACGGCGGCGACGACCAAGCUCUUUUCCUCUUUGCAGCGUUCAGGAAAUCAUCUGACGAGGUGCCCAACGAGUUCUUGCUUGCCAGUGUCCUGCGGGCCUGCACACAGUCCAGGGCUGUUCCUUUCGGCGAGCAAGUGCAUGGCACUGCCCUCAAGCUUGGCCUGGAUGUUAAUCUCUACGUUGGCACAGCGCUGAUCAACCUGUAUGCAAAGGUUGCCUUCAUGGAUGCGGCGAUGCGGGUGUUCUAUGCCCUCCCCGCAAAGAACCCGGUCACUUGGACAGCAGUCAUCACUGGUUACUCUCAGAUUGGCCAGGGCGGACAUGCCCUGGACUUGUUUCAAAAGAUGGGGGUUCAAGGUGUCCGUCCUGACAGGUUUGUGCUAGCAAGUGCUGUCAGUGCCUGCUCUGCGCUUGCCUUUCUACAAGGAGGCAGGCAAAUACAUGGUUAUGCUUAUCGAAGUGCAGCAGGAAUGGAUGCUUCAGUGAUCAACGCACUGAUGGAUCUUUAUUGCAAGUGCUCCAGACCGUUAGUGGCUCGGAAGCUGUUUGAUCACACAAAGAACCAUAAUCUUGUGUCUUGGACAACAAUGAUCUCUGGUUAUAUGCAGAAUUCACUUGAUGCUGAAGCCAUGGACAUGUUCUGGCGGAUGUGUCGAGCUGGAUGGCAGCCAGAUGUCUUUGCUUGCACAAGUAUCUUGAAUUCGUGUGGCUCAUUGGAAGCUAUAUGGCAAGGAAGGCAGAUACAUGCACAUGCCAUAAAGGCUAACCUGGAGACUGACGAGUAUGUCAAGAAUGCUCUCAUUGACAUGUAUGCUAAAUGUGAUCAUUUAACUGCUGCAAGAGUGGUAUUUGAUGCCUUGGCACAUGAUGAUGCAGUUUCUUACAAUGCGAUGAUUGAAGGAUAUGCAAGGCAAGGUGAUCUUACAGAAGCGCUUCAUAUAUUCCAUAAAAUGAGAUAUUGCUCUCUAAGGCCAAAUCGAUUGACCUUUGUUUCGCUCCUUGGGGUUUCAUCGUUUCAGUCAGCUAGUGAAUUGAGCAAACAGAUUCACGGUCUCAUCAUCAGAUCAGGAACUUCAGUAGACCUGUACGUGGGGAGUGCUCUAAUUGAUGCCUAUUCGAAAUGCUCCCUCGUGGAUGAUGCCAAGGCUGUGUUUCUUAUGAUGCAAAACAGGGACAUGGCCAUAUGGAAUGCUAUGAUAUUUGGCCACACCCAGAAUGAGCAAGGCGAAGAGGCAGUAAAACUCUUCAACCAGCUUCGUAUCUCUGGGGUAACACCUAAUGAGUUCACAUUUGUAGCACUAGUAACUGUGGCAAGCAACUUGGCAACCAUGUUCCAUGGGCAGCAGUUUCAUGCCCAGAUCAUUAAAGCAGGUGCUGACAUUGAUCCUCAUGUUUCAAAUGCUCUUAUAGACAUGUAUGCAAAAUGUGGCUUUAUUAAAGAAGGAUGGUUGUUGUUUGAGUCAACAUGUGGGAAGGAUGUCAUUUGUUGGAACUCUAUGAUUUCGACAUAUGCACAGCAUGGUCAUGCUGAAGAAGCCCUUAGAGUUUUCCAGCUGAUGGGAGAGGCCAGAGUAGAACCAAACUAUGUCACUUUUGUUGGUGUGCUAACAGCAUGUGCUCAUGCAGGUCUUGUGGAUGAAGGUUUGCACCAUUUUAACUCUAUGAAAACAAAAUAUGGUAUUGAACCAGGUACUGAGCAUUAUGCUUCUGUUGUCAAUCUUCUCGGCCGUUCAGGAAAAUUGCAUUAUGCUAAGGAGUUUAUUGAAAGGAUGCCAAUCAAACCGGAGGCAGCUGUUUGGAGGAGCUUGCUGAGUGCCUGUCGUCUCUUUGGUAAUGUUGAAAUUGGGAGGUAUGCUGCUGAAAUGGCACUCUUGGUAGAUCCGUCAGACAGUGGCCCUUAUGUACUACUGUCAAAUAUUUAUGCCUCCAAAGGGCUAUGGGCUGAUGUGCAGAAGCUAAGACUGGGGAUGGAUUAUGCUGGGACGGUGAAGGAACCAGGUUAUAGUUGGGUUGAGGUGAUGAAGGAGGUUCAUACUUUCAUUGCAAGAGGGACAGAACACCCACAGGCAGAAUCCGUAUAUGCAGUACUGGAUGAGCUGACGAGUCUACUGAAAGAUUUUGGCUAUCUCCCUGAUACAUGUGAACUUCCGUUACUUGGUGAUUAUGGUUAGUGCUACUUGCUCAGUGGUCACCAGUUACUUUCAUAAGAUGGACCACUCUAAUACAGUAUCUACACAAUAUCGAUUCUGGUAUGACGAGGCAGUGAUGUAGUGGCUUUAGAAUGUUACUGUGAUUUACAACUAUCCAUUCCAAAACAAUUUCUGACUGGUCACUACUUAUUGACCAAGACGAGCAUUGGGACAGAGGAUCAGAUAUUAAGAGAGAGAAAAAUCCGAGCAUAUAUGUUUACUAUCAACUCAGAUCUUUGAGAUUUGUAACUGCAUAAAAAAAAAUUGGCUGUGAAGCUUCAGUGAUGCACAUACACAGAUAGUGGUGUCAAGUACUUAGCAGGUAGUCAUACACAGAACUUCUCUAACUGUUCUACUGCGACAAAUCUCUGGAAAUAAUCUCCAUGAAAAGUUAUACCAAGCAUGAAGUCAUUCAGCCUAAUCCAAAAAAAGGUCAUUCAACGUGGUCUUGGUCACAGAUAACACAAUAGUCAGUUUAUUGAAGGUAAACAAUAUGGGUUAUGUGGAGUUUGAUUAAUAAUACUACAUACAUUUUGGCGCUCUGAAAUAGCUUACAAUAAAAUUGCAAGCUAAACUUUGUAGAAGAGCGUCUCAAAGGCUUGAACAAGCUUACA